Adineta ricciae is the source of this 1215-nucleotide messenger RNA. The record is from the annotation of a GenBank genome assembly. NCBI's taxonomy places the organism in Eukaryota, Metazoa, Rotifera, Eurotatoria, Adinetida, Adinetidae.
AUGAGAACUUCGCCAAGAAUGAUGCGAUCCAGUGGUUAUAAGUCGGAAACGAAACAUAUCAUUCAGCGACAACGAGUGAUACGAUCAUUUUUAAAUAAGCCUGAUGAAAUUGAUUUUCAACCGUCACCUCGGAAACCGAUUGUAGUCGACACUCAACCAACAUUUUUGUCAAUAACAUCUAUUUCACCAUCAUCUUCGAAUUCUCAACCAUUAGUUUCCGAGUUAAAUGAUCAAUCCACGAACAGUAGCAAUCGCCAACUAAAACUUGAUCGCCAUUCUCCUCUGUUGCUUCGUCGUCAUCGUCCAACACUCGAAAGUCUUUCUCAGAGUCAACCACCGUCAGAUACUCUCAAUAUGUCGUCAAAUCAAUUAUCAAUUCCAACAAACUUCACAUUUAGAAAUCGGGCAACGCCUCUGAUCGUUUCCGAUCAACGCUCACCCUAUCGAAUUAAAGACCGUAUCCGUUCUCCACGUAUUCCAACAUUGAAAUAUACCAAACUAUCGAAUGAGAUGAAACAAAAUCAAUUCAAAUCUAAAUCAACGUAUCAAAACAGAUCUCCUCUGAUUCCGAUAUGGACAGCAACAUCAGGAGAACAAGAAACGACACAGAGCCGAACUCGAACGGAUGUCAUACGAACACGACCAUCUAAGCUACAGCAAUCUCUACAAAUAGGUCCAUAUCUAAAGCCAAAUGAUAUCCAAGAGUUGUACAUAUCACCGCGAGUGCUUAGUAGCUCACCACAAGAUCUGGAGAGGAAUACGACUACGAUGGAGAAGAAAGAACUUAUCAUCGACGAGUGGGAAGACAUUCGAUCGACUACAGAUGGCGUCUCAGAUGAAGAUGAAUCGAUAAACAAUAAUGGUAAUAGUUCAACAUCGACAUGCUACUCUCAGACACUCAUCGAAGAAUCUUUUGACAAAUCAUCAAUGUCAACUCUUGAGGAUUCUCCUCCGAAAACUCAACGUUCGUCGAUAAAACGAAGAAUACCUCGGCGACGUCCAUUCAACAUCCCGUUACCACCGGUUGUCGAAAAUGUCGACGAAGAAAUAGAUCUAAUGAAAAUUCUCGAAAAAAUAUCUGCUCUUCAGAAGAAACCUUUCGACGAAGCAUUGGCAGAUGAAGAUAGUUUAACAUUGCAAUUAUUGAAUCAAAAGGAAACUAAAUUCGAAAAAAAAUUAUCCCAAUUAAGAAAAUAUCCAUCCAGACAAAAUUAA